AUUUUUAAUUUGACGUUUUGUUUUCUUCAAUCAAUUCAUCUCAUUUAUCGGUAAAUACCUACCUACCGCAGUUUUUUUUAUUAAUUUUGCUAAGUUGAAAAAAAGGGUCGUUUGUUAUAAUGUUUUGUUCUCGCGAGAGAACCUAAAAUUCAAUGGCAUGCAGUAAUGGAGUUCAAUGAAUAUAGAACAAAAGAGGUAUUGGACCCGGUAGAUAUAGAUUAUUACUGUGAUCGAUCACGCUCGCCGAGUCCAACACCCGUUUUCAACACAAAUAUUUGUUGCGACCUGGAGGACAUCUUGAGCGACGCAAUAACAGAGACAUUACAGAGCUCUCUCCGUGUGAGCCGCAGUCAGCUGAUUAACCAAGAGCUGACAAUCAGACCAGAGGCCAAUAUCGAAGCUAACGUACCUGAGGGCUUAGACCUGUAUAAGGUUAUCUUCGAGGUAGAGAGUGACACGGAGGGGAGGAUGAGUGACGUUGAGGGCGCCACAGUACAGAACAACUCAUUGACUGAUCAGGAUUCCUGCCGGCUGGUCGGCGGUUCCAAGUUCUACGAAAUGAUGGACAGUGCUACGUCUGCGGACGUGUCUACUCCCUCCCCCACUGAGAAACACGACCACAUGAAACCCACGGAGAGCGAUGAUGAAGUUUCAGACGUAGACCAAGAGUGCACGAGGUUCAGCGGUGUCAGUUACCUCGGCGCGCAGAAUAUAUCGGACCCCAAAUCAGAGAGUGACAUCCAACGCAUCAUGAAGGAGCUCAGCUCUAUGCCAGAAAGUAGAGAUGGGAUCGCGGUAUCGAUAUCGAUACCAGUAUGCUCUCAAGGACUAGUGGUGCUCUACCAAGCAGACUCAAACAAUGUGAUGACACGGUACGCGGUGAAUCGUAUCUCGUUCUACGCUCGCGGCGCCGCGGGCUCGCCGGUCGCCUCCUGCUUCGCCUUCACAUGGUCCCAUGGCGAGACCAAGGAGUCCGCGGUGUAUAGGUGCCAUGUCUUCAGGUGUCACAUCGCUGAGGCCGUCAAUCAGGUUUCAAGUUGUUUCGCCAAAGCAUUUGAGCGUAUCCCCCGCUCGAUGGCGUCAUCCCUGGUGGGUGACCUGAGCGCUGCGCCCUCAAUGACCGGCUCGCUCACUGAAGGCACCGGACCCGCAGUACCACCGAUGCAACUGAUGCACGUACUUGAAUGUACCGUGGAUAUCAAAGAGACUGACGCGAAGGGUACAUUCAGCCAUGUGCCGAAAGAGCGUCUCGGCUUCAAGCUGCGCGGUGGCAUAGACAAACAAGUGACCAUCAAUGUGAAACAGGUCACCAACAACAUACAGCCAGAGUCUGAUGACCCACAGUCAACCUACACCGGUGGAUUGUACAUCGAACGCUGCUUCGGUAUUCUCCUUGCUCCAGGUAGGAGCGUGAAGCAUUCAGACAUGAGGUUGCUGGAGAUGGUCAGUGGAUCGUCAGGCGGGUCUGGUUGUUCAGUAUGCGCGCUGUGGAACGCCGGGGAGUCUGCCUUGGCCGCGUUCAACGUAGCCAGCGGGGACGGCGCGCCCGCGUACAUGUCACUCGCAUUGGAUCUGGUCAUCAGGGGGAUACCUGACCCUUUGAGACUAGUAAUCGAGACUCCAGUCAAGAUAUUCCCGCCUACUGAACGGUUCUGGUAUUACUCGAAGAGGCCACUCGUUCAACAGUUUUAUAUUAAUCUGAAAGAGUCUGUAGACACACUGGGCCAGCUCCAGUACGAGGUGGCCAGUAUCGAGACGUCAGACGAGUUGGACAGGUCUCGCUUGAACCUGCCACUGUCUCUGUCAAGUCUCUUGCCGUCACCGCUGUCCAGUGCGCCCGCACCGCCCUCGCCGUCUGAGCCUGAUUCUGAUGGCGACGAACCACUUCUGAGUGGGACGGGUGAAGUGUCCAAAGACUGCGGCGAAGAUGUGCUCGUCAAUUGGGCUCAAGUACUGAGGAGCUGGACAGGCCCUCGACCACGCGCAUUAAAUCACUUAGUACGUGUCGGAGUACCUGAAGCUCUACGCGGCGAGGUAUGGCUCCGUUUGGCUGGAGUCGACCAGAACGACAAGCUCAUGGAGACUUAUAGGACGCUUAUUAGCAAGGACUGUCCCUUCGAGGCAGUGAUCCAGCGCGACAUAGCGCGUACGUUCCCCGCACACGACUUCUUCCGCGAGGCGGGCGGCCUGGGCCAGGACUCACUGCUGCGGAUGGCGCGGGCAUACGCCGUGUAUGACCACGAGGUCGGAUACUGCCAGGGACUCAGCUUCUUGGCUGCUACCUUGCUUUUACAUAUGCCAGAAGAGCAAGCGUUCUGUCUACUAGUCCGGCUUAUGUACGGAUACGGUCUACGUGAACUGUACAAGGACGGGUUCGAAGCUCUCUACAUGAGGCUGCAUCAACUCGACAGGUUAAUGGAGGAGCAACUAACGGACUUGCGCGCUCACUUCCAAGAGCUGGGCGUCGAGCCACACAUGUUCGCGUCGCAGUGGUUCCUUACCGUGUUCACUGCGCGUUUCCCUCUGCCCUUGGUAUACCACAUCCUGGACGUGUUCCUGCUGCAAGGCAUCGACACCCUGUUCCAAGUGGCGCUGGCGCUACUGUCCCGCUCGCGCAAGGAUCUGUUGCAGCACGACUUCGAAGGGGUACUCAAGUACUUUAGAGUAACAUUGCCAAAGAAGUGUCGGGCGGAAGAAUCGUCUCGCCAAAUUGUGAAGCUGGCGUGCAGUAUUAAAGUGAAACGAUUGCCCAAAUACCAACAGGAGUAUGAGAAAUUUAUUAAAGAAUCUGCUGAAAAAGAGAAAAUAAACGUUGAACUCGAGAGGUUAAAGGUUAUCAACACACAGUUACUACAGGAGAAAGAAUUAUUAGAAGCACAGUUAACUGAGGCCCGUACAAAUUCAGAAGAAAGUCAGAAGGAAGCGGCCCAUUUCUCAGCAGUAGCGCGGGAUUACCGCGAGAUAUGCGCCAGGCUCGACAAACAGUUACACACCAUGCAGGACUACGUGAAGGACUGUGUCAGUUGCAGCGUCAAACUUGCGCAAAAAGAUAAUAAGGAAGAAGAACAAAAAGGCGACGACAAGGAAGGUUCAAGCGAGACAGAGGCGCGCCUUAGACAACGUGUCCGCGACCUCGAGCUGGAACUAGCGCAAGUGAAACUCGCGCACGUCCAGGCGCAGUGCAGUAAUCAAGAACUAAGUCACCAACUGACAGUCGCUCUGAACGAAGUGCAGUCAGCCGUCAACCAGAAACAGACAGUCGCACCAUGGCUAGUGCGCACACUCAAUUCCAUCAUGGAAGCGGCGCAAACUCGGCCGUCGUUCCAGACUUAUCUCCCGAACACAUCAGAACAGCCUUCGACGCCGCUGCACAGACAAGGCUCCUUCUCGACCGGACAGUCUCACAGCCAUGGAAACCUCGACCGCCGCGUCUCAGAACCUUACAGCCCCGACGUCGUGCGGAGGAAGAAAGACCUUAACGCAUCGAAACGACACUCCCUACUCGUCGAGUCCAACCUCUCUAAAGACACCAAAGAGAUCAAUCGGCGGAGCCAUGACGUCACCAUCGUGAAAAACCUCUCAAUGGGUUGACACUAACGCUCACAGACCCCGGUUAGUACGAUAUUAUCAUUAUACUAUGUUUCGUAUUAUUUCGGUGUGAGAGGUUGUAUUCAAGGAAACGUUUGUUGUAUGACGCGCUGAGCUACAAGUGUACAGUUUGCGACGCAAGUUAUAUCGGAUAAUGCACUGCAACAUGUAUACGCGGCGUGUGAAUGUGCACAUAACAUAACUAGUCAUAAUGUAAUAUAAUCGAGCACGUUAUCGUUUACCGAUUCGAUAGUAUUCUAGAUGUAUUGGUUACCUUACCAGUGUGUACUCUAUAAAUGACGCUGUUUGCACUACCAUUCCACUAAGUAAAUUUAUUGUAUAUGAAUGAAUCUCUUAAAGACAUUAUCAGCCAUCUUGACAUUUUGAUAUUUAUUGUAUGCCCCAAUUAUAGUAUCAUGAUAUUAAUUGUAUUACAUAUUGUUAAAUUCUAAUGAUUUUCUGCGCUUUAAUGCUCACGCUAUAUUGAGUGCCUUCCGGUUUAGGUUAAGUGAUAUUUAGGCAUCAUAUUUAUUAUUGAUAUCUUUCAGUAUUUCGUUCAUUACGUGCACUACAUAUUUAAUGCGACAUAUCAGAAGGAAAGCAAUACAAAGAAACAUCAGUAAAAUCAUUGAAUAGUAAUUAGUGUGGCGAGAACAAAAGUAUAAAAUAUCUCAUACAAAUUUAAGUACUGAUAUAAUAUUUGCAAGAAAGCGUUUGUUUAAAGAUAUCAGCAAUUGGCCACAUAAAUAGUAUUUCAUUGAGUUUUAAAGAUUGCAUAGUGUCUAAAUAUAGACAUAUUUGAGGUUCCUUCUAAGCCCUCAACUAAAGCAAUCAGUUCCAAUAUGUAUUUAUCUUCACUGAUUUGUUUUUAUAUACUAAGGACUUGUUUCACAAUGUCUGGAUAGCCGCUAUGUAUCAGAUAAUUUUAAAUUAAGAACGUAAUUUGUAUGCACUAUCUGUCACAUAAGUUUAUCGGGCACUUAUAUGAAGGUGGUAAAACAUGCGCUAAAUAAAGUGUUUUAAAUUCCCAAUUACGAUUGCACCAUUGUGUCUUUAUAAUAUUGUUUGAAGCCACUUUAUGCCACGCAUUGUAAUCUCAACUCACUGCCGACUUCAAAUAAGAGGAGCUUGAUAUGCUUUUCUGAGCUACACUUGUCGAAUGCUGUGAUAAAAAUGAAAUGGUGUGGUUUAACAAAAGACUAAGGAGAAAUACAUAAACAUGGGGUUUAGAAAGCAUUUGAGGGACCCAAAGAAGUGAUCGAUAUUAUUAUUAUUUGGUUGUCCUUUAUUGAAUUCUUAUGGAUAUUUAAUUUAAUUUAAACAUUUAUUAUAAAUGAUGAUUAUUUGUUUUAAAUUAUUAUUUGAUAUCGUAGAUUAACUGACGUGUUUAAAUAGAAAUUAUAUUGAAAACAAAGGUAUAAUAAUUAUUAAAUGAAUACCUGUAAGUGAAAGAGUAUAAUCUAUUUUACUGAAACAUAUAAUAACCAUUGUUAAAGGCUUUGUAAGAUUUCCUCUUAUAGGAAAUUAAUAUAGCUUGAAUAAUUUUUGAACUGCCUAAUGAAUGCCGGAAUUUGGUUCUUGAUUUCUUAGUAUAUUAGAUGAAACUAAUUGAUUGACUAAUCUUAUAAACCUUGUAUUUCGGACAUAAGUAUACAAAUUGUGUAUCACGAUGACACGUAACUGCCAUAGAAUAAUUGUAUAAAUGUUGAGAAAAAAAAUAUUGCCUUUGAAUUAUUUUUGACGACUAUGUGCUUGUAGACGAGCUAAAAAUACUUAGUACGAGUUUUGCUUUACGUUUUACGAAAUCGAGAGUGCAUUACGCGCUCUGAUUGGUUGGUACUGUAGCUAGCGAAUCAGAGCUAACGCGUUCUCGUUUCAAUUUCGUGAAACCUAAAACAAACUCGUACUAAGGGUAUACUGACUGUCUGUAAUCAAUUUAAAACCCAUAAAAAGGCAAUGUGUGACUUUGAAUUUUUUUAUUGUAUUUAUUUUCAUUUAAUUGAAGGCGGGCCUUCGAAGUAUUAAACGCAUUCUCAUUACAUCAUGUUCAUCUUUACGUCGUUUUUAUCUGUAAAUAAAUGUUUAUUUAAAAAAACGAUAGUGUAAUGAAAGGAAAUUAUUACACUGCUUUUUGAUAUGAAUAAAAUGUGAAGUAAUAUUUUGGACGGAGCUAAUGUGAAUCUUUGUUAGAAUUUAAAUCAUUUAUGCGGUAACAAUAUAUUGCUCCCUGGCUAUGUGACAUGUCUGUGUAGUGUAUACUAACAAAAAAUAAGGGAAUAUAGAAAUCCCUCUUUAAAAUAUUAAUAAUGUCUCUUAUAUGUUAUUUUCCUAAACCGUACCUGUAUCUUAUGAAAAAUGUAUUAUUUUACUUAUAAUUUUAAUGCUAGCUCGUAAGGCUUUUCAAAGAUAUUACCAACAUACAAAUAUCACUUUGAUUGACAAUAAUGUUUCGAUGUCACUAAUAUGUAUGUAUUUAUGUUGAUAUUUUGCUGUUUUUCUAUGUAAAGUGUUGGCGCAUGUGAUCUAAACUUAUGAUUGGUAUAGAAGUAAUUCUUAUGUUUCUUUGACAUCGCAUUUUGUGAAUAAAGUAUUUAGAUAUGUAAAUAAUAUUAUGAAUAUUUGUUUGUUAGAACUUGUCUGAUUUGUAGACUAAUUGGAAGGAUCAAAACUCUAACAAAUUCUCUGUUUUAUAAAGGAUUAGAAUAGUUAAAUGACGUAUAUUGUGCAGACUAUUUGUUGGGCGAUUCGUGGCUCAUGCCUGGUAUAUAAAGGUUAUUUUCAAGGCUUAUGUGAACAUGUGUUAAUAGUCUGAAUGUUAAAGUUGAACCUCCAUGCCAUAUAAUCCCGUUCCAACAUUAUUAUAUAAUAUAGAGUUGCCUCAUCCACGUCUUAUUGUACAGAAUUACUUUGAUCUCUAUUUUAAUUAUUAUUAUUAUAUAACUAAUCGUAUAAUAUUCAAUUAAUAUAUAUUUAAUUGCUUAUUAUUGAAGAAGACUUGUUUAUAUAUUUGACACGGCUUUGUUACAACACCCUAUGAAUUUUAUCUAUAACUACAAUUACUUAGUCAAACUAUUUUGUGAUAAUUUAAUCGAGUCGACAAUAAACGUGUAAAAGUAAGAAAAUAUUAAAAAAGAACGUUUGUUGUCGGCUUCUAUCGCCAUAAUUAAUCUGUACGUAUAAACAGCUGCUUAGCAUUGUUGUAGAAGAUUAUGUUCUAUUAGAGAUGUAGUAAUAACUAACAGCUUUAUAAAUAUCGCCAAUAUCAUUAGAUAGUGAUGCAAAGUUUAGAGUGAAUUGUAAUCGCUGACAAAUGUUGUUUUAGUCUGUCAUUUAUGGAAAUAAACAUUUUACAAAGA
Molecule: messenger RNA, 6944 nt
Organism: Spodoptera frugiperda (fall armyworm)
Lineage: Eukaryota; Metazoa; Arthropoda; Insecta; Lepidoptera; Noctuidae
Gene: GAPcenA
Product: rab GTPase-activating protein 1-like
Exons: 25
Coding region: 166-3591 (1141 amino acids)
Source: RefSeq, a predicted model, not a curated record